Aureobasidium uvarum is the source of this 1551-nucleotide messenger RNA. The record is from the annotation of a GenBank genome assembly. Lineage: Eukaryota; Fungi; Ascomycota; Dothideomycetes; Dothideales; Saccotheciaceae.
AUGAAUCCUUGGAUCCAUCUCACAAGCCUUCUCAGCUUGACCGCUGUGGUCGCUGCAGCUCCCCGUACCAAGACUUGUUACACGAGCCCUCCCACCACAAUCACCAAGAUUGUCACCCAGACCUGUCCUGCCCCCAAGACUGUCUACCUUGACACUGCCGGUAACACGGUACCUUCUCCUGCUCCUACCAAUCCUGCGAGCUAUGUCACCACUCUUCCGGCUGUGACCAAGAUCACUGAGAUUGUCUACCCAUCUUCGAUGUCUGUCAAUGGUGGCGAGACCGUCACGAUCAGUGGUGUACCAACCGUGAUUGCUGGUCCUACCGUUUUGACAAACUGUCCAUGCAUCACUCGCACUACUGUGGUUGCACCCGGACCCGUCAUCACUCUGCCUGCUGCCUUUGCUCCAGGUGCAUCUUCUGGCAAUGCUGGCGGAAACGCUGGUGGCAACGCUGGCGGAGCAGUCGGAGGAGGCAAUGCUGGUGGAAACGCCGGUGGCAAUGCAGGCGGAGCUGGCGGACGUCCUGAUACCACUGUCAUCAAUACCUACAUCGUCUACCCUACCGGUUUCAUCGGAGGCGGUGGCGAAACCUUGACGAUCAGCGGCACCAUCACCGUCGUCCCUUCGCCUACCUAUAUUUCUCAAUGUCCUUGUACUCAAGCUACGGUUGUGACCGUGACUGGGCCUACCAUCACCAACACUAUCACUCAAUUUAUCCCCAUCCCGACAGUGAUUGCAGGCGCGACUGUCACAAGCACUGCAACUGUGAUCUCAGGAGUCACUGUCACACAGACCACCACUGCAACCGCAACUUCUGGCGCUGGGGUCCCUGCAGCCGGUACAUUUGGCAUCACAGUCGACGGUGCGACUUUCCUUGUCGAAGAGCAGAUCAACUACGAUGGCACUCCUCUUGCUCUACCCGCCCGCAAGAACAAGCGCCAGCAGACUUCGGUCAACCUUCAGGUUUGUCUCGAAACCUGUGCUGACAACGCUGCUUGCGUGGGUACUUCUCUCAACACUGAAUCUUCGACUUGUCUCUACUUCAGUGCCAUCUUUGCAUCAACCAGACGUCGCGAUGUCACUAUCAUCUUUGCCACUGUUAUCAGUCGCGUUACUCCAACUGGAACCUCUAGCUUGAGCAGUUCAUCUGCAAGCUCAACUGGUAGCUCAUCUUCUGUGAUCACUACCACCUCUGCCACAUCCACCUCUGGUACUUCGACAUCGGGCACCUCUACUUCCGGCACCUCGACCACUGAGAAUGGAGGCACUUCGACGUCCGGUACAUCCACCUCCGCAACGUCGACCUCUGGCACAUCCACUUCUGGCACUGCUACCACGAGCCAGACUGCAGACCCUUCCUCAGACCCCGAUGUUCCCGCUGAGGAGGAACUCGUCGUUCGUGCCGCUGCGCCCAAGCCUGUUGGUCUGACCCUUCGCGAGGCAAACCGUAACAAGGCUGGUGCUGUUGUUCGUCGCGGUGGUGUUCUCCGCCGCUCCAAUGCUGAGCCUGCUGCUAAGCACGCUCCUCGCAAGGUUGUCAUUGAGCUGUAA